UAAAAUACUAAAUAAAACUCUCGGCUCCUUCCAUUAAAAUUCAAAUUGGGGCACCAAAAAUUAACGCAAUUAUUCCCGCCACCGCCGAUUUUCACACAAUCCCAGCCAGAUCUGCGCCUGCUAUUAGCGAUCUACAUGCCGCGUCAAGGUACUCGCGUAACUCGAUCCGUAUAUUUGCGAAUUUUGUAGAAAUAAUGAUCUGUUGUUUUUAGGGCGGACCUAUAAACUGCCCUUCGCCGGCAUAACAAUACUCUUCCAUGAAGUCAUAUAGACAACAAAAGAGAAAGAGAGGUGAUAUCAAUAGAAACCAGGAUGAAUGCAUGGGUAUUAAUCUAAAGAAACCUGCAAAUGAGACUGGUCGGGGGCCUCUGAGCUCUCUAGAAAAUAUAAUGAUGCCACAUUUGGAUCCUCCAAUUCAACUGCAGAUUCCAUCUAGAAAAAUUAAGCUGCAGCUUUUCCCAAUAAAUGGACAAACUCGCCUAGGAUUAGAGAAGGAUGGUCACAAUCCAUUUUUAGAGCUAACACUAAGUGCUCGGAAGAGGAUAUCAUCAGUGGUUAGGCAUCUGGAUGCUAAGUGGAGCUCUUCAACUGCAGUGACAGGUCAACUCAUGCUUUUUCCCUAUAACACAAAGUUGGAACAGUUGGCAUCAUGCAGAAGAUGGACUUUGAAUGAUAGUGCCUUCACUGUAUGGGAUGUGUAUGUUGAUGUGGGCAGUCCUUCCAUUUUCCGCCUAAGGUAUGGUUGGUUGUGCAAUCAUCAGCCUGAGAUAUUUGGCGGACUUUGUAAUUCUAGUCUUCUAGAGGCUCAUACAGGUUUUGAGGACAAGGGCUCGCCCAGAAAUUUGGUGAUCCCAAAUCACCAAGAGGAACAAACAAAUGAAUCUUGUGAAGUCAUUAAAAUACAAGGAAAUGCUGAUGAAACUUUGCGUUCAGAUGUGAAUCAGCUGAAAGCUUCAGAUGCACCUACUGGUUUGGUGGAUGAUAAAGUGACGAUUGAGGCUGACCUAGUUCACCCAGGUGUACCUUGGGAUGACAAUAUGACCAUCUUGAGCAUUGGAGGCCUCCUAUCUGAAAUAUCAUUGCAGGGUAAAAUUAAUGAAUCGUUUCCCAGCUCUGUAAGCAGAUCUCAGGUGCAGCCAAUUGCACUAACAUCCGACAUGAGCAUUCGUGAUCUGCUCUCUGAAGAUUCGUUCUUGGGUAAGAUGAGAUGUUCAAGCAUGAAACUGGAAAAUGAAUCAUCCUUACAACCUCUAUUUCUGGGAUCCAGUGAUGUAAGCAUUGGAGGAUUAUUUUCUGAGGCAUCAUUACUUGCGAAAUUGAAAAAGUCAGAUACACAAUCAGCCGAAGUGGGGCAUGCACCAUUCCAAUCUCCAUGGGAUGAUAAUUUUACUACCUUAAGCAUUGGAGGCUUGUUAUCUGAGGCAUCCUUGCAGGCCAAGACUGGUGGUAAGGUGGAAUCAAAAGAGAGCAAAACAAGCUUGGAGCCUCUUGCACCUUCUCGAUCCUUAGAAAUUGCUGCCCAAUUAUAUGCACCUUCCCAAAGGCCAAAACUAUCAAUGCAUGAGCCAAAUUUGUCCAUUUUAGAUGCUGAAGAGACAUGCCAUGCUUUUCCCAUUCAGAGGCUUCAAUCAAACAGAGAUGUCACAACUUCAAAUGCAAGAGUUGGUUCUGGUGGAUGCAGCAAUGUUGCAAGCUCAAAACAAUCCCAGAUAGCAAGGGCUGCUAAGACAAUCAAUGGAACGGUUUUUCCCAAAGAUUCUUCUCGUGAAGGAUUGGAGACAGAUCUUUUGGCUUGUCCUGUAAAAGCCUUUGAUGAGGAUAGCAGACUGUGGCCUUUCGGGCAUCGAUCAGCCUACAAACUAACAAAGUAUACUUUGUUAUGUUGGUAGAAUGAUCCUUCGAUUGGCUAUUGGAUGCAGCUGGAGCUGGUUGAGAUGGUAUUAAUCUGCGUAAAUAUGAGGUGUUAUUUUCCAAGAAAGCAAUCAAGCAGAGAAACUUGCCAUGGACUUGAAUUGGCGUCACAGAAGCUUCUAAUGCAACAACCGUGCAUCUUGACUAAAUUUACUAGUUUGCUUUUUGAUCAAUACUCUUGGGCAAGAUACGUCUUGGUUGAGGACAGAAGAAACUGGCUCCUCUCUCUCUCUCGCGUUAUUUGGAAAAUUGUUUACUCGAAGGUACACUGUAUAUUAUUUACGCAAUAAGAUGAGCUUCUCAGCAGGGCAAGCUGUCAGCGACUCCUUAAAGUUUAAACAAUGUCAAUAUCCAGUCUUCUACUAUAUCAAUUAUACUGUA
This is a messenger RNA of Salvia miltiorrhiza (redroot sage), 2292 nucleotides long. RefSeq names its product TSL-kinase interacting protein 1. Gene Ontology annotation, cellular component: nucleus. NCBI's taxonomy places the organism in Eukaryota, Viridiplantae, Streptophyta, Magnoliopsida, Lamiales, Lamiaceae. Gene Ontology annotation, biological process: pattern specification process. Gene Ontology annotation, molecular function: chromatin binding. The record is from RefSeq and is a predicted model, not a curated record. Bases 258 to 1889 code for a protein of 543 amino acids. The transcript is spliced from 8 exons.